Enterobius vermicularis (human pinworm) is the source of this 432-nucleotide messenger RNA. NCBI's taxonomy places the organism in Eukaryota, Metazoa, Nematoda, Chromadorea, Rhabditida, Oxyuridae. The record is from the annotation of a GenBank genome assembly.
AUGGAUUUUUGCUUCACCCUUAAACUAGGCGUAACAUUUUCAAUAAUAAUGAUGGCCACUGCAUUAGAACAGUCUAAUGACCGAUUAAUGUCUUCAUACUUUCCAGUUUACAUCGACGAUGAAACAGAUGGAGGUUAUCCGUUUUUGUUGAAAUAUCCAUAUCUUGCAUAUUUGGCUCCGUACGACCAAGGGAUGCCGCAAUUAUCAAAACGUGUGGAGAAAAAAGAUGUAGACGGUAAAUCAGAUUUGAAUUUUCGACCAAGCGCGUUUCGAUUUGGUAAACGUGGAUCAGUCUACAGCGAUGAUACUGCAGCAGGAAUUCCAUACCUUGUAAAACAGUCGUUCUAUAAGUUUCCUCAAAAGCGAAAUUCACAAUCGAAUCGUUUAGGCAAGAAAAACAUGCCCGGUAUUAUACGGUUUGGUAGACGAUGA